Molecule: messenger RNA, 2056 nt
Organism: Cephus cinctus (wheat stem sawfly)
Lineage: Eukaryota; Metazoa; Arthropoda; Insecta; Hymenoptera; Cephidae
Exons: 2
Coding region: 1470-1982 (170 amino acids)
Source: RefSeq, a predicted model, not a curated record
UCGCCACUGGCCGGAAUUUCUGAGUGAUCGUAUAUAUGUAUUGCUCUCUAACGAUAUCAACGUUUUUAUGAUGCUACCGAUCUAGAUAUAUUUAUAGAUGUACACGUUCUUUACGUUACUAUGAAUUGUAACGGCACGACGACCAGUUGCCGUAUGAAACGUAUGCGAUGAACUGAAAUAUGUAUGUGUAUAUUAUAUGUCUGCAUAUAUAUAUAUAUAUAUAUAUAUAUAUAUAUAUAUACAUGGCUUUCCUUGAUAACGAAACUUUUGCGCAUAGCCAACAGUUUAAAUGCACGGAAUGGUAUUAUUAUUGCAGGCAUCGUGUAUAGGGCUCGCUUCAUGUUACCUUGCUGUUCGAUACUUGGAUAGGAUCGAAUAAUUAUUAUUCACAGUAUGGUAUAGCUGUCGUUUCAUAUUCCCUUCUUCAAUCUUUCUCUUUAUUAAUAUGUGUAUGUGGAUAUAUGUGUAUAUAUAUAUAGGUACUUCAGUUUAGAAAUUAUUUGGCUGUAUUCUUCUGAUUAUAUUGUUUUGUUAGCAAUGGGUUGAGAUGACGAAAAAUGACUUUGACAUCGUUUGUUAAUUAUGCUAACGUAUAUACAUAUAUAUGCUAUAGGGGAACAAGGCAAUAAAUGGCUGAUGGUGGGCAACCCUCAUGUGUGGAGUAUGAUAUAUGCUGGUUACGAGUUUUCUUGACUUAUUUUUUUUAAAGAAUAAAAAUAAGUCUGCUCUUCCUAUAUUACAAGUAUUGACAUAUUCGAAUAAUUGAAGCAAUGCUAUCUUUAAAUUUGCUUUAUAAAAAAAUGGUGUGAAGUUUAUUGAAAGUUUGUUAGGACUUGUGAAGUGUUGAAUAUUAUAUUUAUUAAGGUACAGAUAGGUGAUUUAUUAUUAACAUAAUAUUCAACAUUUAUAGUUUAUGUACGUGGGUCAUGGUGUGAGUACAAUAAAAUCGAUUACUGAACUUUGAAAUAUGACCUGAAUAUUGACAGAACAUUACCUUGUUUGAAAAUCAAUGGUAACAGAACGAAAUUGUUGGGAAUUCUCGUAUUAAAUCAGUUCAGGUAUAAUGGUAUGUAAAUGUGAAUUAAAAUAUUGAAUAGAAUCUAUUUCGAAAGCUACAGAAUGGCGCAGAAUCUACAGUAGCGCCGACAUUUCAAAGCAUGUGUUUGAUUUGGUUACUGACGCUUGGGUACGUUUGACUUCUAAUGUGAUCUAACCUAUCCUGAAUUGUAGUUUAUUAAAGAAAGUUUAAUAUUAGUUAUACCUAAAAAAAUACAUGUACAGAAUUAAUCUGUUUGUGAUAUAUGAUAUACUGUAGAACGUUCUCUUGUUGUUAAACAUUAUGAAACGUGAAUAGUGACUAUUUGGAGUCAUUAAGUCUUACAUGACAGUUUAACUUGGAAUUUUUCCAUAAACCUGUAAGAGAAGAAAGUUAUAUUCAAAUAUUUAUUUAUAUUAGAAGAGUAUUAGCCAUGUCUAAUACUACUGUUCCUGAAGAUGAAUUACGAAGGGUUGGAAAAGGAAGCGUUAAUAAAGCAUUAGAUGUCCUGAGAUCAAAAGUAAUCAGUAGAAAGAGAAAGACGGAUAACCAUAACAAAGAAACUCUCAAUUCUAAAAUUGAGUCCUAUUGUAUUUCAACUAUCAGCGAUAGAAGAAAAAAGAGGAAAUCGCCUGCUACAAUCUUUAAUCGUAGUACAGCUUUUUUAGAAAUGCGCUCCUGUUUAGCACAUCAUGAUUGGCGUCAUCUGCAAGAACUAUUUCACAUAACAUUGGAUGCACCUUUAGAAUAUGAACCAAACAAAUGGAGAUAUGCAUUAAUCCUUCUAAUGUGUAGUCCAGACAGUAGUACAUCGAAUCUUAGAGAAUUUUUUGAACUAUGCCUUGGUAAUCAAGCAUUUGAAGAAACAAAUUUCCUUGAAAGGAUAUUUUCAACAAAACCAAGUGUUGAAAUAGAUGAAAGCAUAAAAUACAGUUUCUCACGUUGAACAUCCUUGUUUAUGAUUUGAAUAUUUUAUAAUGGCCUUUCAGGUGAAUAAAUAAAAGACUAAAAUAACAAUUA